AUGGAUAUCGAGCCGGACGAGGAGCUGGGCAGCGGAACACGAUGGGGAACGUACGGAGCAGUGCCAGCUGCGAAAUGCGCGGCAACUGUCGCCCCGCUGCUAUCCUACAUCUGUCUUCUGAGCGCGCAACGGUCUCGCCUAACGCGCUUCGCGCAACUUCACCCGGUGCUCACCCCUCCCCUUCCGCACGCUUGUAGAGAAUAG
This is a messenger RNA of Schizophyllum commune H4-8, 204 nucleotides long. RefSeq lists its product as uncharacterized. The coding region runs from base 1 to 204 and encodes 67 amino acids. The transcript has 3 exons. Lineage: Eukaryota; Fungi; Basidiomycota; Agaricomycetes; Agaricales; Schizophyllaceae. The record is from RefSeq and is a predicted model, not a curated record.